CCAGCGAGGCGCUGCUGCGAGCGGAGGAGGCGCCCGCGGCCGAGCGCGCGGCCCCAGCGUCACGGCGGCUCCUGCCUGGACCCCGGUGCUCGCCGAGCUGCCAGAGCCCCGCGCAGCGUCCCCGCGCGCCUCCCUGCCGCUCCCGCGUCGGGCCGGCCGCGGCGCCGGGAGCCCGAGCGAUGCUGCGCCGCCGCCCUGCGCCCGCGCUGGCCCCGGCCGCCCGGCUGCUGCUGGCCGGGCUGCUGUGCGGCGGCGGCGUCUGGGCCUCGCGAGUGAACAAACACAAGCCGUGGCUGGAGCCCACCUACCAUGGCAUCGUCACUGAGAAUGACAACACGGUGCUGCUGGACCCGCCCCUGAUCGCCCUGGACAAGGACGCGCCUCUGCGCUUCGCAGAGAGUUUUGAGGUGACAUUCACCAAAGAAGGUGAGAUUUGUGGGUUCAAGAUCCACGGGCAGGACGUGCCCUUUGACGCGGUGGUGGUGGACCCGGCCACGGGCGAGGGGCUGAUUCGCUCCAAACAGAAGCUGGACUGCGAGCUGCGGAAGGACUACAGCUUCACCCUCCAGGCCUACGACUGCGGGCAGGGGCCCGACGGCGGCCACGCCAAGAAGUCUCACAAGGCGGCCGUGCACAUCCAGGUGAGCGACGUGAACGAGUUCGCGCCCCUGUUCAAGGAGAAGUCCUACAAGGCCACGGUGGUCGAGGGCAAGCAGCCCGACAGCAUCCUGCGCGUGGAGGCUGUGGACGCCGACUGCUCCCCCCAGUUCAGCCAGAUCUGCAGCUACGAGAUCCUCACCCCGGAUGUCCCGUUCACGGUGGACAAGGAUGGUUACAUCAGGAGCACGGAGCAGCUGAGCGCCGGCAAGGAGCGCCAGUACAAGCUGACGGUCACCGCCUACGACUGCGGCAAGAAGCGGGCCGCGGAGGACGUUGUGGUCAAGGUCAGCGUCAAGCCCGCCUGCACCCCGGGCUGGCAAGGCUGGAGCGACAGGCUGGAGUAUGAGCCCGGCACAGGCGCCCUGGCCGUCUUCCCGAAUCUGCACCUGGAGACGUGCGGCGAGCCGAUUGCCUCGGUGCAGGCCACGGUGGAGCUGGAGACCAGCCACAUUGGGAAGGGCUGCGACCGAGACACCUACUCCGAGAAGGCCCUCCACCGGCUCUGCGGGGCCGCCGCCGGCACCGCCGAGCUGCUUCCAACCCCGAGCAGCAGCCUGAACUGGACCCUCGGCCUCCCCACCGACAACGGCCACGACAGCGAGCAGGUGUUUGAGUUCAACGGCACCCAGGCGGUGCGGGUCCCGGACGGCGUCGUGUCCGUCAACCCCAGGGAGCCCUUCACGGUGUCAGUGUGGAUGCGGCACGGGCCCUUCGGCCGCAAGAAGGAGACGAUUUUGUGCAGUUCAGACAAAACAGACAUGAACCGGCACCAUUACUCUCUCUACCUCCACGGGUGCCGGCUGAUCUUCCUCCUCCGCCAGGACCCUUCUGGGGAGAAGAAGUACAGCCCUGCGGAGUUCCACUGGAAACUGAGCCAGGUUUGUGAUGAGCAGUGGCACCACUACGUCCUCAAUGUGGAGUUCCCGAGCGUGACUCUGUACGUGGACGGGGCUGCCCACGAGCCCUUCUCCGUGACCGAGGACUCCCCGCUGCACCCCUCCAAGCUCGACACACAGCUCGUUGUGGGCGCCUGCUGGCAAGAGUAUUCAGGAGUUGAAAAUGACACUGACACUGAGCCCGUGACUUUGGCCUCUGCAGGGGGGGAACUGCGCAUGACUCAGUUUUUCCGAGGAAACCUGGCCGGCCUAACAAUCCGUUCCGGGAAGCUCGCGGACAAGAAGGUGAUCGACUGUCUGUACACCUGCAAAGAGGGGCUGGAGCUGCAGCUCCCCGAAGACAGCGGCCGCGGCGUGCAGAUCCAAGCAAACCCCGGCCAGUCCGUGCUGACCGUGGCGGGGGACGUCGGGGAGCUGGAGAAGGCCCUGCAGCACGUGUCCUACGUGAACUCGCGGCAGUUCCCCACGCCCGGCGUCCGGAGGCUCACCGUCACCAGCUCCGUCAAGUGCUUUAACGAGGCCGCCUGCAUCUCCCUGCCCCCCGUGGACGGCUACGUGAUGGUUCUGCAGCCCGAGGAGCCCAAGAUCAGCCUGAGCGGUGUCCACCACUUUGCCCGUGCGGCUUCGGAGUUUGAAAGUGCGGAAGGCGUCUCCCUCUUCCCCGAGCUCCGGAUUGUCAGCACCAUCACGCGGGAGGUGGAGCCCGAGGGCAACGGGGCCGAGGACCCUACAGUUCAAGAGUCCUUGGUGUCGGAGGAGAUAGUGCACGACCUGGACACCUGUGAGGUCACGGUGGAGGGGGAGGAGCUGAACCCGGACCAGGAAAGCCUGGAGGUGGACGUCGCCCGCCUGCAGCAGAAGGGCAUCGAAGUGAGCCACUCAAACCUGGGCGUGGUCUUCACAGGCGUGGACGCCAUGGCCAGCUACGAGGAGGUCCUGCACCUCCUGCGCUAUCGAAACUGGCACACCAGGUCCUUGCUUGACCGGAAGUUCAAGCUCAUCUGCUCGGAGCUGAAUGGCCGCUACAUGAGCAAUGAGUUUAAGGUGGAGGUGAACGUGAUCCACACGGCCAGCCCCAUGGAGCACGCCAGUCACAUGGCCGCCCAGCCACAGUUCGUUCACCCCGAGCAUCGCUCCUUCGUUGACCUAUCGGGUCACAACCUGGCCAAUCCUCACCCGUUCGCAGUGGUCCCCAGCACGGCCACCGUGGUGAUCGUGGUGUGCGUCAGCUUCCUGGUCUUCAUGAUCAUCUUGGGGGUGUUUCGCAUCCGGGCUGCGCAUCAGCGGACCAUGCGGGACCAGGAUGCCGGGAAGGAGAACGAAAUGGACUGGGACGACUCUGCCUUGACCAUCACCGUGAACCCCAUGGAGACAUACGAAGACCAGCACAGCAGUGAGGAGGAGGAGGAGGAAGAGGAGGAGGAGGAGGAGAGUGAGGACGGGGAGGAGGAGGAGGACAUCACCAGCGCGGAGUCCGAGAGCAGUGAGGAGGAAGGGGGCGGCCCCGGGGAUGCCCAGGGCGCCAGCCGGCAGCAGCAGCUGGAGUGGGACGACUCCACGCUCAGCUACUGAAGCCCGCGGCCGCUGGCCGCCCGGCCCCGCCCCUCCGCCCGUGCCGCGGGUCCAUGGUGUACAAAGUCAUUCCAGCCAGUAGGUCUGCAGACCCCUCCCUUUGCCGAUCGCCGCCUGUGCUUGAUGUCUAGGACCGUAGGCCCCCGCCCGCCCGCCCGCCUGCCCGCCGCUGCCUGGACGCUCCCCAGGGAGCGUGGAGCCCGCGCCCAGCAGGGGCCAGGGGACCAGGCUUGUUGACAAAGGGUAGAAAUCGCUCGCUCCCACCUGGUAAUCAUGUUUUCUUUUUUUAAAAAAAGUUUUUAUUUUUUUCCAGACUAGUGCAUGUACAAAAUGGCAAAACGGGGGAUUAAUAUGUAGAUGAUUAACUGACUUUUUAAUAUUUUGUAAAUAAACUGGGAUUCUUUGUGUCCUUUGUGCUGACGUAACCCAGGACUGGAAUGUAAAGUGAGGUUCAGGACCGAGCCCGCGGGAAGCCAGGCCCCUGCCCAGCUGUGGGGGCCCCGGGGGCCGGGGCGGGGACCUCCGGAGGCUGGAAGCAGCCCGCAGGUCUCGCCUUGGGGAUUCCACCUGCUUCCGGCGUGGCUACUGGGGUCGGGGCUGAGGGUCCCGGCCCCUCACUCCCUGGAGGCCAGCAGCCCUGAUGCACCUGUGCUCAGCAUCGUGGUUUGCACUUAGCCCGCGUGUCGCCCUGCCGUGCUGGUGAACGGAUGCGCAGGGGGUGCCAGCCACCGGCCACUUGGUGUGGGGCGGGAACAGGCCCGAGGGACCCUGACUCAGAAGACGCCCCGUGGCCUGAAGCAAAGUGUCAUAAAUGCCCCCUCCACUCCCCAGAGCCCCGUGGGGGGCCCCCGCCCUGGGGGCCGGAAUCCACGCCCAGCAGCCGAGAACACACGUGCUUCCCGAGUGCAGGUCACGCCGUCGACAGCUGAGCCCGGGACGGGUCCCCGCUGCCGGGUGCUGCGUGUGGCCGCCUCCCGCGUCCUGCCCCGUAGCUGCUCUGUGUAGGACAGACGCCCGUGCUGUUGCUGUGUGUGGAAUAGGUCGGAAAGUGUAUCCGCUACAAUAAAGCUCCGGUUCUAACUCCA
This is a messenger RNA of Lepus europaeus (European hare), 4213 nucleotides long. RefSeq names its product calsyntenin 1 (gene CLSTN1). Gene Ontology annotation, biological process: positive regulation of synapse assembly; homophilic cell-cell adhesion; positive regulation of synaptic transmission. The record is from RefSeq and is a predicted model, not a curated record. NCBI's taxonomy places the organism in Eukaryota, Metazoa, Chordata, Mammalia, Lagomorpha, Leporidae. Bases 180 to 3128 code for a protein of 982 amino acids. The transcript is spliced from 19 exons. Gene Ontology annotation, cellular component: postsynaptic membrane; cell surface. Gene Ontology annotation, molecular function: X11-like protein binding; kinesin binding; amyloid-beta binding.